Molecule: messenger RNA, 597 nt
Organism: Myzus persicae (green peach aphid)
Lineage: Eukaryota; Metazoa; Arthropoda; Insecta; Hemiptera; Aphididae
Gene: l(2)37Cg
Product: DNA-directed RNA polymerases I and III subunit RPAC2
Exons: 3
Coding region: 185-505 (106 amino acids)
Biological process (GO): DNA-templated transcription
Cellular component (GO): RNA polymerase III complex; RNA polymerase I complex
Molecular function (GO): DNA-directed RNA polymerase activity; protein dimerization activity
Source: RefSeq, a predicted model, not a curated record
AAGAUAGUACGGCACGGACAAAGAUAUCAACAGAGUGAUCAACAGUAGUCAGUAGUCAGUACUCAGUAAUACUUCAGUCUGAUAUUCCAUAUUUCCAUUUUCCAAGCCAUAUUGCCUUCGGGUUCAACCGUCUACGGUCUACCUAUAUAUUUUUACUUUUUAAGUAGUGUAUGAAUUUCAUUUAAUGGCGGAAUUAUUAGAAGAAGAUGUAAUUACGGGACCUUCCGAAUUAGAUAGAACAUUUGUUUUUGAAGAUGAAGGACAUACACUGGGUUCUCUAUUAACUUAUGUUUUAGAAAGUUUCCCUGAAACAGAUUUUUGUGCAUAUUCCAUAAGGCAUCCGUCAGAAAAUAAAAUUUAUUUACGGUUAAAAGUAAAAAAUGGCCACACCGUAGAAGAUAUUUUCAAACGUGGUUUUCAAGAGCUUAAUCAAAUCUUAAAUCAUGUGAAAAAAACAUUCAAUAAAGCAAUUUCAGCAUAUGAAGAAACUAAAGCAACUGAAUAAGACUCAAGUUUUAUAUUAAAACCAUGUGAAUAAAAAUUAAAUAUUGUACUUUACUAAUAAAACAUAAAUACAAUAGCAAUUACAAGACUUUA